AUGAAGCUUUGUCUUGUUGCCCUUUUUGUUGUUCUUUUUUCAGUAUCAUCUUAUGCUGCCAAGCCUCUAUUACUUGGUUCACUUUGUUUAAAUCAAGUGAACUGUUUUGUUAAUCCAUGUCAAGUCUCACGAUGCGAUGGAUAUCCCGGUGCUUCAUGUGUUGCAAAUUAUUGUGGUGGUUGUUUUGCACAUUGGUAUUUAGAAGGCAAACGAAUUUCUUGCUCAGAUUUAGAAAUGAAACAACCAGUUGAAACUCAAGAGACCAAAUGUAUUACAGUUAACUGUUUUGUCAAUCCAUGUGGUUUUGCUAAAUGUAAUAAACAUCCAGAAGCUGUAUGCCGAGCCAACUAUUGUGGUGGUUGUCAUGCUUGGUUUUACGUUAAUAACAAACGUGUGCAAUGCGACUAA
Rotaria sp. Silwood1 is the source of this 408-nucleotide messenger RNA. The record is from the annotation of a GenBank genome assembly. NCBI's taxonomy places the organism in Eukaryota, Metazoa, Rotifera, Eurotatoria, Philodinida, Philodinidae.